CAACAAUCACGAAGAUCACUAAAAGAUUCUGGAAUAAAAAUCCUUUACAGUCUCGGGAGAGAGCCAAUGAUGGCUGGGAUUGUGGCCUGCAUCCUUCUUGUAUUUGUCACUGUGAUCACUGCCCAGCCACAGGCAGUUUUUUUGGAGUAUAUACAAGGAAGGAUGGGUGUUCUGGAGGAGAGAAUAGCACAGUGGCAUGACCAGAGUAGUCGGUUUAGUGGAGAACUUCGGGAUUUCAAAAAUCAAGUCCUGAAAAUGCUUGAGAAUAUUGAGAAGGAACGGGAUAGUUUAAGAAAUGAGAUGGAGAACACCAAUGUUCGAGUGAACCGGUUGGAGCGAGAGGUGGACUACAUUGAAACACAGAACCCUGCCCCACCAUGUGUGGAGAUCGAUGAAAAGUUGACAGAUCAUCAUGGUGCCAAGAAAAAGAAGAAAGAGAAAUAUCAGAAGAUAACAGAUUGCAGUGACACCAUAUCUCAAGUUACUGCCAUGAAGAUUUUGAAACGCUUUGGGAGCUCUGCAGGCCUUUGGACCAAGGACCUAGCUGGAAAUUCAGAUCGGAUCUACGUCUUUGAUGGGGCUGGUAAUGACACUGUGUAUAUGUAUCCCCGUAUGAAAGAAUUUACCCUUUCAUCUCCCACCCGCAAGGCAGCCAAGAUUAGGCUUCCAUUUCCUUGGAUUGGCACAGGACAUAUUGUUUAUGAUGGCAACCUCUACUAUAUCCGGCAAGACAAUGAAUUUCAGGUCAUCAAGUUCAGCUUGGCCAACAAAACUAUUAUUGAUAGUGCUGUCUUACCAAUUGAACAACAAGUCCCAGUGUAUGGUCUAUCAAAAUUUAACUACAUAGACAUUGUUGCUGAUGAAGAAGGGCUUUGGGUCAUUUAUGCCACUAAAGAAAACGAGAAAAACAUCUGCUUAGCCAAACUGGAUCCAAGUAGCCUUAGCAUUGAGCAGAUGUGGGACACGCCAUGCCCCAUAGAAAAUGCUGAAAGUGCUUUUGUGGUCUGUGGUUCUCUCUAUGUAGUGUAUAACACUAAGCUUCCAAGUCGUUCACGGAUCCAGUGUGUUUUUGAUGUCAGCGGUACCAUAUCUAGUGAAAAUGUGCCCAUUGUUUACUUUCCAAAGCGGUAUGGGUCCCAUUCCAGCAUGAAAUAUAACCCUAGGGAGAAACAGAUUUAUGCUUGGGAUGAUGGCUACCAGAUUAUAUACAAACUAAACAUGAAGCAUAGAGAUGAACUUUAUUAGACGGAUAUCAGGAUAUUUCUGUUGUUUACUUCUGUCCAUUUAUCCAUUUCUAUUAUUGCUGUUCUGUGCCAUGCAUAAAUGCACAUGUUUGCCAUCGGAAAAGGGCGUUUUCUUCAAAUAUAACCACUUGUGAUUCUUCAAACUUUGCUUUCUAUUUCUGACUGACCUUAUAGUUCAUAUUAAUUUUAAAUGUGUUAUUAACUGUAAAAUGCCUUUUCCUACAUUUUGCAGCAUUAUUUAGAACAACACCCAUUUUAUAUCACUGAUGGUAAAUUUGCUUCCAUAGGUAGAGGAUAAAUAUUUAUGGAGGCUUGAGUGUUGCUAUACAUGAGCCAGCAUUGAAGGUACAACUAAUGGCCCCCCAUGCUGAACAGGUGCAAUGUGGCCCUACUUAAGAAUAGUCCAACUCUAUUGUUCUAUUCACUCAGGCCUACUGCCCAAAUGGUCAGAUAUCAGAGGAGGUUUAGAGGAGCUGCAUUUAUCAUUAAAUAAAGCUAAUAUAAUUUAACAGCCAUUGAUUUAUGCAGCUAAUUUACCAUAAAGUACAAGUUUUGUUAAUAUUAUAACAGAGAAAAAGGACAUAAUAGUUAAUAAUUAGAAUUAUUUUGCAUAAUUGAAGUAUAUGGAAGAUGACCUUCCUGUAAUUUUGAACUUUUUGGAUAACAGAAUUUUGGAUAAGGGAUUCCAUGGCAACAUACUAUAAAAUUUUCCAGCCUUGAGGAACUCGCCAAAAUAGCAGCAAAGUAUUUUUUAUAAUUGCCAUCGGGUAUUCCAAGCUAGGGACAGUAUAUACUUGUUCACGUUUUCAUUUGAGAACAAGUUGUCACUAAUGAUAUUAAAUUGCACAAUUUUUUUGUACAGGUAUUGUAUCCCUUAUGCAGAAACCCAUUAUCCAGAAAGCUCUGAAUUACAAGAAGGCCGUUUCCCAUUAAACGGUACAUUGUACUUGAUCCCAACUAAGAUAAACCCCAGGUCCCAAGCAUUACGGAUAACAGGUCCCAAGCCUCUAUUAUCAUAAAGAUGCCAUACCAGUAAGUGAAUUGCUAUGUGUUACUGAACUGGGGCAAUCUUUGCUUCGAUUGCUACAUAAUAAUGAAGAAUGGAUCAGAGCAUUUUGCUUUUCAAUUAAAAUAUAUUUCUGGAUAUUAUUUUGUAUAUAUUACUCAAGAGGGUCAGUGAAGUGAUGCUUUAUUUUUACUUUAUGGAAACAAAAAUACUCUUUGCAUUGAUGGCUGCGCCGUUAGAAAUAGCAAAUGUUUUUUCAUUCAGUAUACUUAUGUUUAUUGAAGUCGCAUGCUAAGCUCUGUAUUGCAGAUAUCCAUGUUAAAGCCCAUGCACUGGUAUAUACUGAGACUGUAUGGAUAUGAAAGCCGUCAGAGUUACAUUAAACAUUUUUUGUACAUAUAUAUUAACCAGGUGCUUUUCUUUUUAGCCAGACUUGCAGUGCAAUGCCCUUUAGAAACAAAAACAGUCAUUUUUGCAUAUAAAUGUAUCUGUUUUCUACAUAUAUAUUCCUCACAAUAUUUAUCAGAUCUUUGCACUGGCCUUGUUUAUUGAUUCAUUUACAUCUACUAGCACUUGGGCUCAUUUCUGAUAUAACCUAUACAAGCUGUGAAGUGCAGAUCAGUGGGAUGUAUGAUAGAACACAUGCUGCUAGCCAAUAUCUUUGUCAUUAUGUUUUGAAUAAAUCAAGUCUAAUAUACAAUGUGUAUAAACAGGUAAUUACUCCUGUUCUUGGAAGGUUGGCAUUUAGUGAGCUGAAAAUAAAAGAUUGCAGUCAUACAGUAAUUAUUGUAUCAUUAUGCUUGGUUGAUGGAAAUGUUUCCGUUGCCCGUGCUUCAACUUUUGAUGCUUUAAGUGAAUAGCUGCAUUUGUAAAUAAAAAAGAACCACAACAUUCUCAUCGAAUUUUAGUGCUUUCUAUUGCUUUCUAAUAAAAAAAAGAUAUAGACAAUGUAGACUACAGAUAAAGGGGUUCAGUUCCAUAAAUUGUACUUUAAAUAACAGUAAAGUAUACUAUUGUAGAUGUUUGUCUGAAAGACAAUUUUGUUUGUUGCCUUUGCUUAAAAGGGAGCAGACAAGGUGUCGUUUAUUACCACCCUUUCAAGGCUGUACAUCUAUCCAACUGUAAUAAAAUUAUGAAGGACUUUAAUUACUUAAAA
Molecule: messenger RNA, 3406 nt
Organism: Xenopus laevis (African clawed frog)
Lineage: Eukaryota; Metazoa; Chordata; Amphibia; Anura; Pipidae
Gene: olfml3.L
Product: olfactomedin like 3 L homeolog
Biological process (GO): signal transduction
Cellular component (GO): extracellular region
Source: RefSeq, marked provisional